GCAGGUGAUGAUUGGCAACACCUGCGCGCGCUGAUCUGAGGCCAAACGUGCGCGGCUUCCGUUUUCCUCGCGCUCUAUCUCUCUCUUCCACCACCAGCAGAGAGCCUCUCUUCUCUGGCCGGUUUUCUAGUUUACCAUGGGGAAACAAACGCUGGUGUCAGCUGCUGUCUGCUGCUUCCGGGCCCUCCUGCUCCUGCAGCUGGUGUCCCGCGGCCUCCCGCUGCUCAGACCCUCCGAUGCGCUGCACAACCUGAGCGCCUUGACCUACCCGUACAGCAGCAUCCUCUCCCCGCUGCUCAAAGCCCUGUCGGAGAGCGGAGGCUCCAGGUGGAGCUCGGGUCCCAGGAAAAGGGCGAAGCCCGAGCACGGGUACGUGAGAUACCUGACGGAGGUUUUCAAGAAGUCGACCAGGACGCAGAGAAGCGUUGAUGGAAAUAAACUGUACAACACCAUCAGGCUGAUCAAGCCCCAAGAGGAGUGUCCUGCGCAGAGCAAUAAGGGGCACUGUGUAAACAAGUUGGUGAAACUAGCCUGGUGCAGUACCUGGAUCUUCUCUUCUCUUCCAGAAAGCUUCACACAGGAUUUGUCCUACAGCCUUGAUCAAGUAAGAAGAAAAGAGCAGCUCCUGAAGGCGUCCCUCCUGUACAGCUUCAACCGCAAUGACCCGGCCGCUGCCGGCUCCGUGUGUCACCUGAGCAUAAAGGAGCACGAGCAGUCCAACCAGUGCCAGCUGUGUGCCGGGAUCUCUCGCACCCUGAACUUCACGGCCAGCACGCACAGGAGGCGGCGCAAGAACUGGCUGGAAGUGGACGUCUCCUCGUUCCUUCAGCCCGUACAGAAGUGGAACGUACACCUACUAGUUAACAUCUCCUGCUCCGAGAGGCAAAAAGCUGGGCGCCACGGUUUCAGAGGUCCUCUGGGGCUCAUCCUGGGAGCUCCUCCUCUGAUUCUGUAUCUCAACGACACAAGCAAAGUCGCCCACCAGAGGUCGGCGGUGAACUCCAGCGCAGAUCCUGGGCCACGAGCCCCAGCAAGCACGUUUCAGAACCAGGUUUUCAAGUCGGCACAAAGGCGCGGCCACAAGGGGAGAUGGAAGAGGGCGUCUCCAAAGAGCAAGCGUGGAGAUAAAAGCCUGGACAUACAGCUGCCGGAGCUGAAAUCCAGCUCCGAGUUCCCCACCUCGGACUGUGCCUUGUACGACUUCAGGGUGCGGUUCAGUCAGCUCAAACUGGAUCACUGGAUUGUUUUCCCACCAAAGUACAACCCCAGGUACUGCAGAGGCAUCUGCCCAAGAACAAUGGGCUUCAUCUACGGCUCCCCCGUCCACACCAUGGUGCAAAACAUCAUCUACGAGAAGCUGGACUCGUCCGUGCCCAGACCGUCGUGCGUGCCCUCCCACUACAGCCCCCUCAGCGUCAUGAUCUUCGAGGAGGACGGCUCCUACGCCUACAAGGAGUUUAAGGACAUGGUCGCCACCAGGUGUACGUGUCGCUGAACGCUCGUUGACGGCUCGGCUACUAGUUCUUCUGGACCAUCUCUAUUUAACAGCAACGUUGACCAGUCUAGAUUAAUUCAUAAAGCUGUAAAAACUGUAGCAUUAAAAAAAAAAAAAAAAAAAGUUCAGAAGCAGGUUUGUUUACUUAACCUAAAGGUAUUUUAUCAUGUUAAAGGGGACUGUGGCAUGUUUCUUUUCUUUUUCUUUUUUUUUUUCUUUUUUUU
Messenger RNA from Fundulus heteroclitus (mummichog), 1719 nucleotides. RefSeq names its product growth differentiation factor 9 (gene gdf9). The record is from RefSeq and is a predicted model, not a curated record. The transcript has 2 exons. Gene Ontology annotation, biological process: SMAD protein signal transduction; BMP signaling pathway. Gene Ontology annotation, cellular component: extracellular region. Bases 137 to 1495 code for a protein of 452 amino acids. Gene Ontology annotation, molecular function: cytokine activity; growth factor activity. NCBI's taxonomy places the organism in Eukaryota, Metazoa, Chordata, Actinopteri, Cyprinodontiformes, Fundulidae.